AUGGACACAGAUGCUUCUGAGCCUGAUCGUGAGCCUGACAUAUUUGACAAUGAGGAAGAGUACGUCGGUGUGGAUGAUAAACACAUAUAUAAGACAGAAGCACAUGCACAGCCACAUACACAACCACAUACACAACCACAUGAGAAUGCACACCCACCUGAGAUUAAUGAUCACAGUUCUGAUAAUCUUGCUGCUGAAGGAGGAAUUCCUCUUGAGGCACAGGUGAAUGAUGCAAAUCCCCAAGAGGUUAUUGUAAUUCAUGAUCCUGAAAAUUCAAAAAUUGAGAGAGGCUCUAAGUUUCCUGACAUUAUAGCAUUCAAAAAAGCUAUAAGACAUUACGCUGUGAAGGAAGGCUUUGAGUUCACUGGGCUGAAAACAGACCGUACCACAUUCAUUGCCCAUUGUGCUGCAGAGGGAUGCCCAUGGCGUAUUCAUGCUUCAAAGGUAUAUGGUGAGAGGACAAUAGAGAUUAAAGUGCUUCCUGCAAAUCACACCUGUGCAACUACCAAGCUGAGGGUUGGCAAGAUGGCAUCACAAGGCUGGUGUGCUGACAGGUUGGCUGAUUGCCUGAAGAAAUAUCCUAAGAAGGGUCCCAAGGAAGCCAAGGAGAAAUUAGAAGAAGAUUAUGGGAUUAAGCUGAGGUACUCAAAGGCUUGGUCAGAGAUAGAAUGUUCUGGUAAAGGGAAGGCCAAGAGGUUCAAGAGGAUUUUUGUUGCAUUGAAGCCUUGUAUAGAUGGUUGGCUAGAGGGAUGCAGACCCUUUUUAGGAAUUGAUGCAUCUAUCUUGAAUGGAACUUAUAUUGGUCAGUUGGCUGCUGCUACUGGUAUAGAUGGGCAUAAUUGGUUAUAUCAUGUGGCAUAUGCUAUUUUUGACUCUGAGACUGAAGAUAACUAG
Molecule: messenger RNA, 894 nt
Organism: Panicum virgatum (switchgrass)
Lineage: Eukaryota; Viridiplantae; Streptophyta; Magnoliopsida; Poales; Poaceae
Exons: 3
Coding region: 1-894 (297 amino acids)
Source: RefSeq, a predicted model, not a curated record